AUGAUUGCCAAACCUCACCUGCUCAGCCUAUGUAAGGAUAUUUCGAAGGCUGCUGGUCGGAUAAAGCUGCACGUCAGAAAAACUCCCCUGGAAUACUCUCCUUGGUUAAGUGACGUUGGCAAGUCGAAGGUCUAUAUUAAACUGGGUAAGUAUAGUAACCAACCUUUACGGCUUAUCCACGGUAAAGAAUUUCGUCUUGACCAAUCGGCAAUAAACAGUGUUGGAGUUUGAUAAAUAACAAGAUCGUCACUAACUCAAAGGGGUUAUAUAUGACGCGAAAAUAAUUUAGUACAAGACGCGUGAAUUUUACAGAAGGCAACGUAAGGUGCCAAACAUGCACCCGUGAAAUAGGAUCAGGCCCCUUCACUCCCCUCCCCCCUGACCUUUACUACCCUCUUCAUUCUUCAAGGAUUUUGGUAUUAAGAGUUCCACACCCAAUCGACUCAUACCCCGACCGUUCCCCCUUUGAUUCAUUUUGUUAGUGGUAGUCUAUAAUAGCAGGGUCGUAGCAAGGUAUUUUUUUUCAUAACUGAUCCUGUAUUUUUGCCCCAAAUUUGAUCCCUGAUCACAAAAACGUUGAGAAUUUUAAUCCCUGAUCACAGAAACAUUGGGAAUUUUGAUCCCUGAUUCCACAAAAACACUGCUGAUCCCGAUCCCAAGUGUUGUGAUCCCAGGGCUGUGAUCCCUGAUCCCACCCCUAAGCCAUUGAUCCCUGAUCUCAUAUACCUUGUUAUGACCCUGAUAAUAGGGUUGAAUAUUGAGCGAUAGGGAUUUGAUAAUAAUGUUCUACAACUUCAUCAUGUAGUUAUAAAUUUGUAGAAUUUCUUGUCAAGUGAAUUGAUCUUUCAGGCAUGAUUAAACAUAUUGUAAUUGAACGUUGUUAGGUUUCGUUAAAAAACGGUAACCACCAGUCCAGUGCCACUUAUAGGUGCUCUUCUUGCCUUCUGUCAAGAUUUUAUUUAUAGGAUUUGUACAGCUUUUUGAGUGAUCAUGGCUGUAUGUUUCAUCAUUGGCAGUUGCUUAAUAAUUAUGAAAAAGGCUGUCAAAACCCCUGAAAGUGUUUGGAGAAGAUAACUCCUCUCUCCUUUGGAGAAUUUUAUAUAGGUCUUGAAAAGGCUUUGUGCCCUACCUUUGCAAGGGGACCAAAAAUGGUCUGCAAAAAUUUGCCAGGCUAAUUUUUUGCUGGCAUGAAACCUCAAAUAUUACAUAUUUCUCCAAAGACUAGAGAUGAGUGUAGGUAUGGUGAUAUCUUAAAUUGUGUGGCAAUUCAUAACAACCAUUCACAUCACAGCUUGGAGAAAGCUCAAUUACCAGCCGCUGUUUGGAAACGAGCUGACAAUCACCCUUCUUCUUCUUGAGAGGAUCGAGGACUAGACCCAAAAAAUGGCAGAAAUCAAGCCCAAAUCUAGGACUAAUAUAUUUUUAAAUAUAUUAUGAUGAAUUGUGGACUUCUACUAAAUUCCAUAUUGCAUAUUUAUUCUCUGACACAUGCAAAUAACCCUGCCAAUUCUUAAAUGUUGAUUUUGACUUAAGUGUUGUUUGUUCUCCUUUGGGGACAGUAAAAUGUUUUUUUGUAAAUAACAGUUAUCUAUUUUCACUAAUAUAGAGAGUGAACAGAUUACAGGAUCUUUUAAACUGAGAGGAGCCUUCAACAAACUCCUCACCCUUAAAGAAUCAAAUGAUGAGGUUUUUCUGACUAAUGGAGUGAUUACAGCUUCUACUGGAAAUCAUGGAGCAGCCACUGUAAGAUGAAGUUUUUCAAUAUGGUUGAUCUUAAUAUUUAACAAGCCAUUGUUAUUUGAUGGAGCAAACUUGUACCUGUAUGAGGAAUGACUAGCUUUACUUCAAGAAAGUGGCUUCAUGCUUCAUGCUUGUAGGGAAUUUAAAGCUUUGGAAAUCAUGGGCCAAUUAACAGACUUAAGCCUUUUAAUUUCUAUAUUUUUUUAUUUAACUGGUUAUAUCUAUGAUAAAAUGUCAGUAAGAGUCUGCAUGACUGAGGGAGAGAACAUUUGUGGCCAUUACUCAGAUUAAAGUAUUUUAAAAGUGGUUGUGAGGUCAAAGACACCCUUUGAAGUCAGCCCCAGUCCUUUCAAGUAGUUAUAGUGGAGCCAAGAAUGAAGGUGGUUGGCAGUUGUCCAUUUAAAUUAAUUAAAUAUUAUGAAGUGACAAGUUAUUUUUUAAUUUAAAAUGUUUCUUUGUUUGUUUGUUUUUUAUGUAGGCAUAUGCAUCAAGUAAAGUUGGCACUCCAGUUACUAUUUAUGUACCAGAGACCACUUCUGAUGCCAAGCUGAAAGUAGUAAAACAGUUUGGUGGGUCUGUGAAGUUCCAUGGAGAAGACUGUGUUGAAGCAGAGGUGACAGCCAGGAAUGCUGCUAAGGUUCAACAACAUUGCUGCACUCCUUAUGUUAAUGAAGCUUCUUUCUCUCAAUACUAACCAUAGAAGCACAAAAUGAUCUGUGUUUGGCUGACCACAACAGUGUGGGAAGAUGGUUGAGAAAGCUGUAAUAUAAAGAUAAGUUUGGUUCUAGCUCGUAAGUAAACAAUGUCCAAUUGUGUAAAAAUUUACCAACAGGAUUGCCUUGGAUUCCAGGAGAGUAGUAGUAUUUCUAACAAUUUUGUGCUGCUGAAAUCAUUUCCAGGGCUGGAUGAAAGCAAUGCAACUGGUCAUUCAGGCUAGCAAAAUCCCUCUCUGAGAAUAAGCAACUUUUUGUGUUAAUUUGCAAAUACCCUAAUUUUUUUCAACAUUAAGAAAACAAGCCAAAGGAAAGAAGCUUGAUAAUAAGACAAACAGGCUACAAGUUAGUGCUAUAGCUGUUAACCCUUUAACUCCCAAGAUCUUCUCCACUCUGCCUACUACACAUUUCCUUCUAAAUAAGUCACAAGAAUUUGGUGUUAGAUCAAGACUACUAACUUCUACCUGAUGAGUUUGAUUAUUCUCAUUACAUGUUGGUUGGAUAAUGUGUGGAUGUUACUAGGAGAAGUUACAUGUUAAUCUCUUAUGGGAGUUAAAGGGUUAAGACAAGUGCGCCGCAAACUCAGUGAGUAGCAACUGCAUUAAAUGACCAAAUGAGGGAAUACAAAUAAUGAUGGGAAUGCGUGACAAGUAACGCAAGAUCUACAUAUCGCAACAAGAGCCCUCAUAAAAUGUUACAGGAAAUCCCUCCUUGUCCCAUUUUUUUGACAGUGUAUGCUUAUCCCUUUAGGAAAGUGGCAUGCAUUUUGUUUCGCCAUAUAAUGACCUUGUAGUUGUUGCUGGGCAAGGAACCAUUGGGUAAAUAUUUAUUUUGUUAUUUAUGUUGGCGAUGUUCAGUUCAUAUUUGUUUAUUUAUUAUUUUCAUUUAAUUAUUAUUUCUUCAGUCUUGGCAUGUGGAGAAAAAUAGAAACCUUUCCUUGGUGCAGAGUCUUUCACGCUGACAGCUCAGCUUUUUUGAUUGUAAUACUUAAACUCGACUUUUUCAAUGGCGAAAAACUUUGUUUAAAAUAUAAUUACAGAGUCGUAACGAGGUAUAUGGGUUCAGGGAUCAAAGGGGUGGGAUCUGGGAUCAGAAGCCUGGGAUCGGGGAUCAAAGGCAUAGGAUCAGAGGCAAAAUCCGGGAUCAAUACCGCAAUGAACAUUUCGAAAGAGGACCUCAAAUCUCGAGAUCGCGUAAACGGUACAGGUUGAUUUUUGAAGUGGCUGUGCAGCACAAUGUAGCUCCAAAGAACUGGAAAGAGCGGAAGCUAACUGUCAUGUUGAAUAUAGAAUAUCUAUCUGACGCGGCAUUUCUGCCAAUCUUACGAUUGUGUAUAACACAUAUGAGGUUUCUCAGGUGUCAUCACAUCUCUCAUGGGUUGAAAUCGCUGGUGAUUUCGGUUUGCGCCCAUAUCGCGCUAUCUGUGCAGUCUUCUGCCUUCUUCUCUUUUCGCCAUGUGGCUUUGCCUCUGUCCAAGGGGAAAACUUGAAACGAAAGAACAGUGAUCGCCGGUACGUGAAGUUCCUUUUGACCUUCAAUGAAUCAAUUUGUGUCAAUUGCUUCUUUUCUGGACAAUCACUUAAUAAGACUCAUAAAUGCGAUUUUGUUUAACUUAUUUUCCCGACUUCUUCGUCAACAGGUCACGUGCCCACUCUCGAUCGUCUGAAUCACGCGGUCAGUCCCAGAAACACAGAAAAACGGCAUAGGUCAGUAAGAAUUCACUCACCGCGCACAGUAGGCGGGAUUUGUGCGUAUUAAUGAGGGAUUGUUGUAAAAUAACCAUUUGGUUCGAUUGCGGCCGCCAAUCCAUAUUGGUAGCACAAGAGCCUGGGUUGAACAAACGAAUUUCUUUCCCCUCCUCGGAUGGAUUUUUUCUCCUGCUCUGAUUCCGUGAAUCACUCGACGUGUUCUUGGCUGGUUUGUCUUCUGUGGUGUCAAUCCUUUUAUUAUCUUUGUUGUGGGAAUCGAGAAUCCUUGUCGAUUGUCUCUUUUAAGGCUUUCACGUAUCGAUAAUGAGAUGCUGUGGCAGGCAGUGCAAGUAUAAAAGCUUAAUGAAACUGCCACAAGUAUAGAGAAAAGGGCCAAAAUCGGCGAAGUUGGCGGACUAAAACUAUCGUUUCGCAGUACUUGGAGUAGUUUUGCUAAAAUAGUUAUUUUCCUCGCGGAAGGAUUAAACUAUCUUAUUGUCAUACUUUGGGAAAAUUUAGCAAGAAGAAUUUGUAGACUUUUACUUUAAAAAACUAGGCUUUUUGGCCACAGGCCACGGUGGAAGGGCAAGGCGCGGACUUGUAUAAGCAGCAGGUAGACCAGAAGAGGGAAAAACAUAGGCAAGGAUUUCUGCCACCUAACCGAUCGCUAAGAAAGAAGGCAACUUUCGAACGUACAAUAAAAGCAUUUCAAAGUUACUUAUGCUUUAUGUAGCUGAGUGAGUGAUACAUAUGUUCUAAAACUGUAUUCCACCCUUUUCACCGAGUAUGGAAAAUUACAGUAAUAAACUUUUCUUAUGGACUCAUAACACAGUUACUAUGGUUACUGCCUCAUGUGUCAGGCAUAUUUUCUUACUGAAACAAACAACUGCUUUUCAUGACCUGUAAUGAGGAAUUUUCCUCAUAAGCUCUUUUGGUUGCGUGAUGGUAGCGUGAAUUAUUUCAUAUUAUUGAAAAGUCCAUUUGAAGCAAUCUCGUUCAUGUGUGUGGUCAUUUAAUCCUUUUUUUUGGGGGGGGAGGGGAGGGAGAGGGGGGUACUAGAGACAGAGGGAGAAACGUAAAGAAAAAUAAAAUGGUGUUUUUUAAAACACAUCGCAUAAGCCUCUCUGACAUGGUCAGCAAACAGGGAUCGCUACGUCAAGGAUAGGAUCAAUUUUUUUCAGUUUUUAGAUGGGAUCAGUUUAGUUUUUCGGGAUCAAGGAUCGAAAUUGUCCGAAAUUUUGGGAUCGUGAAUCACAAAAUAUGGAUAAAAGCUAGGAUCAUUAUAUAUUCCACAUACCUCGUUACGACCCUGGUAAUUACUUUAAAGAAAAAUGUAACUUAAACUCACCUCCUUCUUCCAUUCAAUAAAUGUGUUACGAUGAUUUUUUGGUGUAUCCACCUCAAGUGGAACCUUUUAAUGUAACUGUUUUUCUAUAAAUAUUUACUACUGAAAUUUUAACUUAAAUGAAAUGCAAACACAAAAUGAACUAUUGAGUAGUUUUGAGGAAUUUAAAGUGAAAGGGCAGAUGAAAUCUUUGAGAGCAUUAGAGUAUAGUGACUUAUCAGAAAACCGAAAACAGGCGAAAAUUUACAUCAAUAUCAAAAAUGUGACGGGAAAAAUGACAGAGGUGACAUUUUGAGGCCCAAAAGGAUUUACGAAAAAACGAGAAAAGAAACAUUUUUACCGAAAUCAAAUGUUACAAAAGAGAAAUAACAAACCCAGAGUAGAUACGAAAAAUUGUAAAUGAAACUGAAAAACAGAUCUCAAAAAUCGCCAAGCCAGAAAACGAAGAAGUUGUUGCCUCUUUCAGUUAAUGUUUUUUUAAUUACUUUGCUAAAACGUACAGCAACUUUCUCUCUAAUCUACACAGGGUGGAAAUCUUCGAAGACUUGGCCGAUGUUGAUGCAGUAUUCGUUGCUGUUGGAGGAGGGGGGCUUAUAGGAGGGAUUGCAGCCUACCUGAAAAGUGUGAAACCCGAAAUAAAGGUAACAAGUCUCAAUGAAGAAGAAAAAUGAACCUUCUUUUUGAAUGUGCAUCGGAUGAUACGUGAAUCGCAUGCAACUUUCCUGGUAGGGUUUUCAAUAACAGCUGGCCAUCGACGUCCCACCGCCGCUCAUACCACCGUCUGUUGAGCCUGCAAUCAGGCUCUAAUGUUUGAAUUUUGCCUUGCGGCUUUUUUUCCGGGCACAGACGCCUAUCACACCAUCGGCCGCCUGUGGAAAAAGUUAUUGAAACCGAAACUUCUGCAUUGGAUGAAAAAAUAUGAAAGUGGCGUGAGAAUAUUUAGCAGAAACUUACCUUCAUGUAAAAUGUUCUUUUGCCUUGCCACAUCAACGUUUGUGCAGAAAAUACGAAACAUGCAAAAUCACUGCGUAGUGCCGCGGUUGCCGCUAGUUUUCCCGCCAAAAUAACCCACCAAAGUAACACUCACUCUCGUGCGCGCCCGCGUUUUGUCUUGGUCAACGGUCAAACGACCACGGAUGUAUUUUUUUUUUUUUUUUUUGCGUGUAUGUUUCCGUGUAUGAACACAACAGUUAAACCCUGAGUAAGGCAAGCGUGAGGGGAUCAAUUCUGGCCGGCUUCAUGCCAACGACUGCUGUCUUACAAAAUAAACGAAAGAAAAUUGAAAAGUUCAUAGAGAGGUAGAGAAAACUCGAGACUUUUCGAACAGGAAGCUUAUUCAAACACAAAUAUCUUUACCAUUUACCAUUCUGUUUUGAGCUUUAUCCAAAAAAUUCUACGAUUCUUCUGGCUUGUGUAGCUUGUGUUUGUUACUCGUGUGAGAUAACUUGGUUCUGAAAGCAUGAAAAUACACCACCUAGUCAUUGCAUUCGCAUUCGUUUGAGCGCUUUGUUGUGUGUGUGUCUUUUGUAGUUGUUCGUUGCUCGGAGCGGAAAAAUGUGGGACUGAGAAGGAGAUCUAAAAUAGCUAAAAUAGACUCUGCUCAUGCUGACUCAACUGUUGAUUUUAAUGCAGAUGAUUGGAUGUCAGCCCUCGCAGUCUGCGGUGAUGUUAGAGUCAGUGAAGGCAGGGAAAAUCUUAGAUCUUCCAUCAGGUGACACGCUGGCUGACGGUACAGCCGGUGGUAUCGAGGAAAACUCGGUGAGCAUUCACAAGUAAGGUGAUCUCACGUAAAUUCUGAUGAGGUGUGGCAUGAGCGCAGGCUUGUAAAACUCUUUACAUGUUGCGUCCGUGUUUAGUUAACUAUUUCACAGAUGAGGUUCACGUUUUAUCUUUUGUUCAAAUUUUAAUUUCCCGGCUUCCUCGGCCGGGGGAAUCAGUUUCUUCAAUCACGUUGUCUUGCAUUGAUGUAAAUGUCAUGGGUACAUUUUGUCAUGUGUUUUCUUCGCGGAAUGAUUGUAGCUGAGUGAUAAAAGUUUAGAAAAAAGCAUACUAUUAAGACAUGGCUGAAGGUUUAGGUGUGGAACCUAAGCAGCUCGCCUUGACAAGACCUGACAAAGUCGGCCCAUCGAAAGAACUCUUACCGUUCUGACGUUAAAAAGAUGCAUACGCUUUUUUCUUUGUUAAGAGAAAAGGACAAACAAAAACCUUUAUCUUUUUUCGUAGAAGCCGUUGGAUUAAUUCUAGUUUUUCAAAUUUUGCUUUACGCUUUAUUUUUGGGACAUUUACUGAAAGAAAGAGAGUUGUGUUUUUUCAUUUCCUUCGGGAGAAAAAUUAUGUGUUUGCCUUCAUGCAUUAUAAAGUAGAGUUAUAUUUCCAUAUUUUUUUGUUCCUGAUGAUAAGGUGACGUUUGAUCUUUGUAAAUAUCUUGUCGACGAGUGGAUCCUUGUGUCAGAGGAAGAAAUUAGUAGAGCAGUUUACCAAUUUAUGGAAAAUCACCAUAAAGUGAGUCAGUUACAUUUUUUUUAAUGCCUAAAAAUUUUUCAAUUACAUUUUUUUCGAUGCUUACUAAACCGACAAGCGGGCGGGCGUGGACCACUAGCAUGUCUAUCAAAGACUAUUAUUUCCCCCUCCCUCCUCUCCCUUCCGCUUCGCGAGACCUGAUUUGUUUUUUUACUCCAGAUCAGGAAAAAAUACUAUUUAUUCAUGAGUCACAAUGUUGAGGGCUAAUCAGAUUGCAAAUGUAACCAUUGAUUUCAAAAUGUACUAACUUAAUCAUUUGUUGGAUCGAUUUUUAGAUCGUAGAAGGUGCGGCUGGUGUUGCCAUUGCUGCUUAUUUAAAGGACCAUAAUAGAUUCCAAGGACAAAACGUGGUAAUAAUUUCUUGUGGAGCUAAUAUAACCAUGAAAAAGUUGAAAGAAGUAAGUCUUCAAUGGGACCAGAUAUAAUCUGAGCUUGAAUUUUUAUAACCAAUGUUUCCUAGAUGUAGAAUGCACUUUAAUUUUGUGUCGUGAAAAGUUACAAUGGCUACUUAGAGGUGAAAAGGAACUAAGCAAAGGGCCUGAAGCGCGGGGAAAUUCGAGCGUCAUCUUUUGGUUUUGUUUCUGAUUGGUUAAGAGCGUGGUGCGAGUUUUCUUAACCAAUCACAGAGCCAAACAAUCCAAGAUAACUUUCGACGCUCAUCUGAACACUGCAUGGUGGAGAGCCUGAGCCAAGUUCAGGCGGAUGAAAAAUCCAUUAUGCUCGCAUCUCGAGCACACUGCAAACUUCAGUGAAUUACUUUUGGCCAAAGAACCACUCAGCAAUAUUAAAAGAGAUGCCUAGAGAAAAAAUUGUUAACCUGCACGUGUGUUAAAAACCUCAUUCGUUGAGAAAAAAAGGGAGACAAUAAAAUUAGAUGAUUCGUGGAA
Pocillopora meandrina is the source of this 8893-nucleotide messenger RNA. The record is from the annotation of a GenBank genome assembly. Lineage: Eukaryota; Metazoa; Cnidaria; Anthozoa; Scleractinia; Pocilloporidae.